AUCAUCCUCAUUAUCCUGCCUUCCAUCCCUUACUCCCCAUGACCUUUCCUCCCUCACCUUUUUCAUCAUUCUCUGUUGUCACUUUCAGGUAGCGCAUGUGAAGGAAGCCAUCCACAAAGUGUGCAUGGAGUUUGUGCCUCGGAUUAUGACCUACCUCUCCUCUGUGCAGGUUGUUCACAAGUCAGCUAUGCGCAUGCUGGUUACCAUUGCCAAAAAUUCCCUCUGCAUCCAGCCACUUCUUGACACCCUAUUCAUCCCAUAUGUGGGGGUUGAGCUGGGGGAGGCAGGUGACCCCGAGUCCCCUAGUGGGUGUCAGCAGUGCCGCACUAUCUCAGAAGGGGCAGCAGCUUUCUUAGACCAGAUGGUCAACUUCUUCAAUCACGUCCACAAGUACGGCCACAGCGAAGCCAUCAGCAGACUCCACCCAGCAAAAGACAUUAGGGUUCGUGAAGGAUGUGUCAUGGCCUUGCCGCAUGUCACCAGAUGCCCCAAGCUGCUGCAUGAUUUCAUGGUGUGUUAUCCUGCCAUGGACUUGCUCAUGGAAGUCCUGUGUUCGGAGAAGCCUCCCAACGAUGCAGAUUACAUGUAUGCAACAGCAGCCAUAUCAAGACUAGCAAGAACACUGCAGCUGGACAAGCAGGUGAGCCUUGUUAAGUGCUUAGUGUGCUUACAAAGGGGCAACCACACAGCAGAGGAGGUUGCGCAGCACUUCAAAUUGCAGCAGAAGAGCACUGUGACUCCCCAUGAAACCCCCCAAAAGGAGGAGCCAGGAGGAAUGACCCCCAGUGGCAUGGAGUCAUCACACACUGACCUACAAGACAAGUGCAAGUGGGCAAAAGAGAGCGUCCGGGAUGUGACGUUCAAGCUGGAGGAUGGCAGUACAGUGGCUGCCAGCCGGGAACUUCUGGCAGAGAAGAAUGAGGUCCUGCGAAACAUGCUCAUGGGCUCCUUUGUUGAGGGGACCACCUCUUGCAUCACACUGUCUGACAAAAGCAAAGCCUCGUAUGAGAUUCUAAUACACUUUCUCUAUGGGUGCCGUUGUGAGGUCCUGGACAGGGGUGACAUCAAAACAUAUAUUGAGCUAGUUUUCUUGUCACAAAUGUACAUGCUGGAUAGCCUGCAGACAUUCGCAAUGGCCAAGAUGAUUUCCUCCAUCAAGGCUGGGAGGGACAUCAUUGCCAUUUACGAAAGUGGCAUAGGGGUCAUUGACGAGAAUUUGAUCCUGCAGGCACUCUGUACUGUCUUGGUGAGGCCAAUGAAGACCUGGAAAAGAGCAAGAUGGCUUAAAGAGCUGUUCCAGUCAGAGCAUGCCUGCGACAUUGAUCACAACAUCCGCAUGAUUCUCCACCAUCCUCUGGAUCUGAAUAGACUGAUAUGCAACUGUGAUCAGUCCAAGUCUUUAUAUAGGAUCAGUGAGAGUGAAUACACCAAGCUGUGUUAAGAGUGACAUGAAAUUUAUGCAGAAUAUUUAUUGCCUAAUUUUUUAGAGUUUGUUAAAAGAAUUUAUGUGGACCAAAAUCAGUUUGUUCAACACUGGCUUCCUGUGUGUCAUAUUGCUUCUUUUUGUUGUUGUUGUUAUUGUUUACAGACAAGUAAACAUGUGAUAAUAAAGUAUCACAUCUCGACUAUUUAUUCCAUUGAUUUAAAGGAUCAAUGCUGCUUCAUGUUUAUCUUCGAUGAAGACCUUAGUCAGUAGUCAUAAGCUCAAUUAUUGGCAUUUACUUGUGAAUAAGUUGAUACUUAUAUUGUCUGAAUCCUUGCUUUAAAAUAGAAUGUGGCAUUUAUUGCAUGUAAGAAGGAUUGGUUAGCCAAUGUUGAUGUGUUUGUUCUUGAUAUUUUUGGUGAGCCAGAAUUUCUUGCGGUUAGAUAUUCUUUACAUUAAACUUAUUCUUUGAUUUUAAUAAUGUUUUUGGGAGUUUUGAGUUUUGUCUCAUCAUCUAAAAUCAGGCAAGUAGUUUGUGUUGAAUAUUGAUUGAAUACGAAUUACAAUGGACCUUUCUAUUGCAGAAACAAAGCCAAAAUAUAAGGUUUCAAAUUACAAAUGUUUUCAUCAUUUGGAGACAUGUUUCAAUGUUUUUAUGUAUCUAAACUGUAAUUAUAAAGUUGAUAGUUAAUUAAAAAAUAAUAGUAAGAAAUAUUUGCCCAACCAUUUGGCUAUGAGACCCUUUUAUGUUAUUAGGUUUUAUGAGAAAUACUAAAAUCAAAACCUAUGCAAAAUAAUAGAGACUGCGUUGAAAGGAGCCGCAUGGUUAUACAGUGAAGGAGUAUAACCAGCAUAUAAGAUCUGAGUAAAAGUAGCCCUUGUUUAUGAGUACGAGCCAAUGUUUUCGCAACACCUUUUGUCAAAUGUGUGUGCUUCCAAUAUGUCAUAGAAACAGGGAUAGGGAGGAGAGGAAGUGGAAGGAGAGACCAAUAUCCAGCUGUAACUGUAUACUGUAACUAUACUGUAGCCAGAUAUGAUAUUGGAACCCAUUACUUUUGUUAGUGAUUUGUUAUUAGAUGCUCAGGGAUCUAACUUUAGGUAAGAUCACACAUCAUCGUUAUUGUGACAAUUUUAAUCUAUGAUAAAAGUGUUUGUAAGUUUUUUAUCAAACCUAUUUUAAGCAUUUUAAAAAUGCUGUUGAUAUUAGAAUGACUAAAAUUUAAAAUACUUCUCUCUCUCUCUCUCUCUCUCUCUCUCUCUCUCUCUCUCUCUCUCUCUCUCUCUCUCUCUCUCUCUCUCUCU
Messenger RNA from Penaeus chinensis, 2725 nucleotides. RefSeq lists its product as uncharacterized. Lineage: Eukaryota; Metazoa; Arthropoda; Malacostraca; Decapoda; Penaeidae. The record is from RefSeq and is a predicted model, not a curated record. Bases 125 to 1441 code for a protein of 438 amino acids. The transcript is spliced from 4 exons. Gene Ontology annotation, cellular component: cytosol. Gene Ontology annotation, molecular function: protein binding. Gene Ontology annotation, biological process: anatomical structure morphogenesis.